Molecule: messenger RNA, 1207 nt
Organism: Hyposmocoma kahamanoa
Lineage: Eukaryota; Metazoa; Arthropoda; Insecta; Lepidoptera; Cosmopterigidae
Gene: Ostgamma
Product: tumor suppressor candidate 3
Exons: 6
Coding region: 65-1057 (330 amino acids)
Cellular component (GO): oligosaccharyltransferase complex
Source: RefSeq, a predicted model, not a curated record
UUGAAAAUUGGGAUUACCUUUAAAUUUGUAGUUUUCCGGGUUGUUCCUUUACUAAACUGGCAAAAUGAAAUUUAAAUUAUUGCUAUGUUUUAUAGUUUUACUAACGUACUAUCAGGGCGAGGCACAAACUCGAGCCAAAGGGCUGGAAGAAAAAGUGCAACAACUAACAGACCUAACAGCCAAGAAAUCUAUAAUAUCGCUCAAUAUGAACAAAUUUAAGGAAUAUGUAAAAUCACCGCCAAGGGAUUAUUCCUUUAUAAUAAUGUUUACUGCAAUGGCACCUGCAAGACGAUGUGCAAUCUGUCAACAUGUGUAUGAUGAAUAUUUAAUUGUUGCCAACUCUUUUAGAUAUUCACCAGCAUAUAACAACAAACUUUUCUUUGGUAUGGUCGAUUUUGAUGAGGGAUCAGAAAUCUUCCAAAUGUUACGUCUCAACACAGCUCCCGUGAUCAUGCACUUCCCAGCUAAGGGUAAACCGAAACCCGCUGACUCAAUGGAUUUUGAGAGGACGGGUAUCCAUGCUGAAGCUAUUGCCAAGUGGAUCCAGGACAGGACUGAUGUACAGGUGAGAGUAUUCCGUCCGCCUAACUACUCUGGAGCUGUAGCCUUUAUAAUGCUCUUCACUCUUGUUGGAGGUUUCCUGUACCUCCGCAGGAAUAACCUCGAAUUUCUAUACAACAAACAAAUGUGGGCUGUAGCAGCAGUCUUUUUCUGCUUCGCCAUGGUAUCUGGACAGAUGUGGAAUCAAAUUAGAGGACCCCCCUUCUUCCAUAGAACAAAGAAUGGUCCAGUGUAUAUUAAUGGAGGAUCUCAUGGACAGUUUGUGUUGGAGAGUUAUAUUGUUGCUAUAUUGAAUGGAGCCGUUGUCGUAGGCAUGAUUCUAAUGAUAGAAGCGGCAGGUGGAGUGAGAGGUUCCGAGCAGAGGCUGCAGGAGGGAAAGAGGCGGCGAUUCCAGUCCGUUAUAGGACUUGUACUGGUCUGCGUGUUUUUCUCACUGUUGCUUUCUGUAUUCAGGGCUAAAACUCAAGGCUAUCCUUACAGUUUCCUGUUCAAAUAAAAUAAUAAAUAGAUGGUGUAAGAGAUAAUUGCACAUUGUGAUAAGUGCAGUUUAUUACAAUAAUAAUUCAAUUUUUAGUGUGACCGAAAUAAUAAAUCUGUUAUUAUUUAUAAGAAAAAUAAUCUGUUUAUUUGUUUUAGUGAAACCUGU